UGUGUAAUGUUUGACAGAUCGGCAUAGUUUGACAAAAGUGCAACUGGAGUGAAUUAUUUGGAUUGCAUCGAAAUCACAGCCGCGGGUGUUCCAUGCAGAUAAGCCAAUCAGUGGUCGUGCAACAUCGUAACAAGCAAUUUCUAGUUUAAAUCCGGCAAUUAUAAUUCUGCUGUCAAUUAGAGAAACAACACCAGUAUUCGCAUAUUCGUACAUUUCCUUUAUGGCCUUGUGAAUGUGCCCCACGAGUGAUUCAUUCAAAGUGUAGCUUCAGUUGUUUGCACUUGUUAUUACCUUUUCGCCAACGUUCGGCCUAUGUUCCGGCAAAAGUCCACAAGCUUAGUAUGGAACGAUUGAAGAAAUAUGUGCACAUUGGAAAUUCCGCUAGGGAGAAAUGCCUGCAAUGAAGAAUCACAAAAUCAGCCAGUAUCUGAGUCCUAAUCAUGCGAACAAAAAAUCUACUACUUAUUUUGUUUGCGAUCAUUUUAACUAGUCUCAUUUUCAUCAUUCUCAGUCCAGCUGGGCCGCAAAAUGACUCUCUGAAAAACAUUGUUUCGCAAACACAUAUGCAACUAAAGGAAUUGCAGGAAAACUUCCGCGCGACACAGGAAAAAAAACUUAAUGUUGACUCGAAAUAUCUAUCUUUACUUGGAUUUAAUGCUCCUAUAUAUAAUGGAACGAAGGCGAAUUUUUCAAUUGUAACAUAUGUCAGAAGUGGGCAGGCAGCAUCUGCAAUUCUUUUAUCCCAAAAUAUAGCGGCGAAAUUUCCUUUAGAAUACUUUUUAAUAUACGAUUUAGGUCUGUCUGAAGACGAUGCACAUUCUUUGUCUGCCUUUUGCAAUAAUUCUAAGUGUUCUGUGAUUCCGUACGACUUAUCGCCUUUCCCAUCACAUGUUGCUGACGAACGCAUGCACGCAUAUCGCCCCUUGAUUAUAAAGGAUGCAUUAACUCGUUCGAAAUCCAUACUUUUUGCCGAAAACAGCAUUCGUAUAAAAGGCAGCAGUCGCGAAUUCAACGAAAUAAAGUCAAAAUCACACGGUGUUUUAGGUUGGACAAUAGCGAAAGCAGUUUCUACAAGAACACAUCCGAAAAUGUUUGAUUAUUUUGAAACGGACUCAAACAGCUUUCUCUUCGUAAGAAUGGUUACACUGGAUUCGGUUUUUUUCACCGACUCGCACGUCGUCAAUAGGAAAAUAAUGCUACCGUGGAUAAAAUGUACACUUACGCUCGAAUGUAUCGAUCCAAUAGGAGCACAGUCCGCUGGAUGUAAAUAUAACAAGAAACCGCAGUAUCGUUAUUCGGGAUGUCACGCUUAUGAUGUAUCAGCUUUUAAUAUAGUGCUGGGGCUGACAUGGCACCAUGAAGAAUCGAAGUAUUCGCUGCCUGGUGAAAAGAACACCCUUUUCUAUCAUGAAACUUUAGAGCAAGCUACAAAAAUUCUAGAGAAUAAGAAGCGUAAUAACACUGAAAUAGAACAUUCGUUUACGGAUGAGUAACA
Hermetia illucens (black soldier fly) is the source of this 1495-nucleotide messenger RNA. RefSeq lists its product as uncharacterized. The transcript is spliced from 3 exons. Bases 441 to 1493 code for a protein of 350 amino acids. The record is from RefSeq and is a predicted model, not a curated record. Lineage: Eukaryota; Metazoa; Arthropoda; Insecta; Diptera; Stratiomyidae.